AUUCGCCAGCAGUUUGGGCGGAAGUCGCUCCUUGCGAUUAACCCGGGAAACAUCACCUAUCGCUUUUCACGAUAAAGGAGACUUUAUACUGUUGACAUUUACUCACCCCCGCGUUUGAUGCCUGACCGUACUUUGCGGCAUAACACUCGAUCGACCCACCGCCUCAGCCCCCUGCCGAGUACUAACGUGAGUCAUUGAGCAACCCUAGUAGACCACACCGCACCAUGGCAGACACGAAUCCUUCAGAUAUGCGUCUGCACCAACCAUUUGUCGAAGAUGGCUUGGAGACAGAUGACGAGAAAGGCGACUCUAGUGCAUCCAAGCCGGCAUCCAACUCGGCGUCAAAGAGGAUUCGGAAGACCUCGACUGCUAGAGGAGAUGGACCAACCAGACAAAGAUCGGCCAGCGAUGUUGGGAAUUCGGACCCUCCUCCUUCCAAUAUCAGGGAGAAGCAAAUGCGACAGCCUGAAGGAUCUGGGGCUCGAGCUGGCGCAGAGGAUGAAAUCAGAUCCGAGUCAGGCAUCACCAGGUCACAGAAAUCCAGACGACACAGUAAAGCUCCACCUCCGCCCAGUCCUGGAAAGCUUCCCAACAGAGACAGACCACGGAGUCCGGAUUCAAGACAUCGUGAAAGAGCUCCUACUGGACCGUGUCCUUGUGAGCAAUGUGUGAGAAAGCAACAUCAUGGCUCGAGGCCAGGGGUCAACCCGCUUCAGAAGGACUUACGUUCCAAUACAUAUCCAAUGCAACCGCCUCAUCAUGGACCUUCCCAUCCUGGGCCUCCGAUCAUUCGUCAUGGUCUACCGCCACCUGGCUUUGUGUCGGUAGGACCAAUGCCGCCGCAUGGCAUGGGCCCAUUGUAUCCUCAAGUUGGCAAUUUCCAUGGCGCACAUCAUCAACCACCCCCACACAUGGUACCAGGUUUCGCACCCAGUCCUCCUAUCAUGCGCUCUGACAUGCAGCCUCCGCCUCAUCCUAGCAUCUACGCUCCGUCUGUUGUCUCUCAGCCGCCGUCUCUACCCGCUGUAGGAGGCCCGUCAACUAGACAGUUACCAAUGAGGCCUGCAGUCCAUCAGUCGGCGAGGAUUAAAAUUUCGGGUUCAGGGCCGCAUCUCUCCUCCAAAAUUUCGACAUACGAUACCUCGCCAUUCUCACCUGAUGAUGGCGACCACUUCUCAGCUCGAUACCUACCUCCCAAAGCGCACCGUGUGCCUGGUGGCUUCGAGUCAGACGCUUACUCUUCAGAGUCACCGCCAGAUAGUCCUCAAUAUCUUGAGCAACAGAGGCGGCCUCCUCUACCACAUCACCAGACCACGGCAGCGGUCCGGCAGAUCCAUGGUCGUCACUCGACGUCAAGAUCGGACUACCCCGUGGACCCUGGCUACAAUUACCAUCAUGGGACCCCGCCGGAUGCUGGUUGGGAUGUCCAUUCUCAAUCGAGCUAUCCAGGAUAUGAGGCCCAGCGACAUUACCCUGGCGGAAGACGAGGCUCUAAUGUGACUACUUGGACAGACCAGACUUCCGCCUCUGAUCCAACAUACUCAGGCCAUGUUCACUACCAACCUCAUGAAAGCCAUGGUGGAUAUCAAGGUCACGAAUACGCUGCUCAGAGCUACAUGGACCAGGCGCGUGGGGGUCCCGAGCCACGAGUCACCGCCGAGACGCUGAAACACGUCUCCAAUGGACCGAAAAGCACCAAAAGCAACCACAGCCAUCGCCGCAGCCAACACAGCAUGAGCGAGGCAUCGUCGCGAUACCGCGGCGCAGACGGUAGUAUAAAGCUCAUCAUGCCCGUCUCUCAAGCCGAGGGAACAAGGAUCCAGUUGGGCGGUGAUAUGGGUGAUCGGGAGGUCACAUUGCGGUCCACAGAUGAUCCUGGAAAGGUAGAGGUGACGAUUGGGACGGUCGGUGGUGCUGAGCGCAGCAGAUAUCUGCAGAGCGCUAGUCAGACAUCUCGUGCGACUACGAGGUCUUCGGGCAGUACACGGCACGCCCAUCAUAGUCGGGCGGAGGGUCAAGAGCAAAGUCGUGAGCAUGGGGAGCGUCGGGAGCACCGCCGAGCGCCAUCUUCCAGGCAGUCUUGAUCGGAGCGAGAUUUCAAUGAGGAUACGGCAAGGUCGGGAUGAUGGAGUGGAGGGCAGUUCUUGGUACGAUGAGAUGAUUGAUGAUUAUGAAUGCGAUGAUCCUGCCUACUGUUUUCAGCGCAGCACGGCAUUGUUUAGUUGUUCUUGCUUUCGAUUUGUCUGUUAGC
Molecule: messenger RNA, 2251 nt
Organism: Aureobasidium subglaciale EXF-2481
Lineage: Eukaryota; Fungi; Ascomycota; Dothideomycetes; Dothideales; Saccotheciaceae
Exons: 2
Coding region: 225-2084 (619 amino acids)
Source: RefSeq, a predicted model, not a curated record